UUGGAAGUGUUACGGAUCGGGCAAUAUUUUGCAUUGUCAAUAGCACAUAUUUGUGAUUUUUGUCAUUCGUUGUUAGUGCUUGCUUAGUAAAUUGUGCCAGUUGUAUGAAAUUGCUAAACAAAAAAUGAAACGGAAAUUGUAACGUGCCUUAUUGAAAUUAAUAGAAAUAACAAAUAUCAGUAAUAAUGAAUUGCACAACCUGAUCGGAUAUAUGGUGCAUACAUGUAUAUACAUAAUAUGACUUGCCGAAGUCAGUAGCUUGGUGGCUCAGUGGUGCAGUGGCUCAGCAGUUUGCAUGAGCAUUUGGCGUGUCCGUUUCGAGUGGUUCUGAAGAAAAGUGAAUGAAGUCGAAUGAAAUUCGAUAGCGAGUGGUGCGAGCGAAAAAUAAAAAGCGAGUACGCUGCGAGUUAUUAUUCGUGAGUGCCUUAUACAUGGACAUACAUAGGUACUCACUUAUCGGUGUCCAUGAAAUUAUAGAGCAAUUCGAUAAGAAAUUGUUUCUUUUGCCAAUGGCUCGCUCCACUCGUUGCUAGAGCUCUCAUCUGUGCUGACAAAUGUUAUUGGUGAAUCUACUCUAUUCGAAUAGAACGAAUAAAAUUACCUGCAAAUCAAUCACAUAGCGUCUGAUAUCGAUAUCUAAUCGAAAGGCAUAAACCUAAUACUGGCCCCAACAACAACGUCAAUAUCGUCAACAAUAAUAAUAAUAAUAAUAACAAUCACAAAUAACAAAAGAUGUGUGCGAUAAAUAUGGUAAAAUAGUAGCUGCCACUAACUAACCGCAACAGCAACUGUAAACAAUAGCAACUAUCUGCCCAUCUGGGGAACGUAAGAAUAACGCCCGGCGUGUGAGGCUCGCACGCAACUGACCUCCUGACCCCACCUGUCCCCCAUCCGGCACACCCACACCUGCUUGAAGAAGAUGGCCUGUUUUCCACGUCUCUUCCAUCACCGGAGUAAAAACAAAUUUACGCCAUCUCAAGAUGAGAACACCGACACGAUACUCAACACACCUGAUAGUCCCGUGCAAAUUGGUCUCUACAUUCGCCGUGAGGAGAAACCACUUUACACCCCCAUUCUAACGCCCAAUGCCAGUGAGGCGCAAUUGCAGCGCCUAAAACAACAGCCCACAGCAUCUGGCUCUGGCUCCGGGUCCAACUCUAGCUCCGUUGGCCAAGUGCUUCAGGGCGUGUCUGAAAAUGUGGCUAACACUGUGUGUGACGAUGCCACCGACAGCUCGGCGAGUCUGCAGCAGCAACAGCCAAAGAAGUUUCGCUCCCAUAAGAAUAGGCUGCAAGCCGAGGAGAAAGAGAAGCAGAAUGAAAAAGGAAAUGGUAAUGGGAAAGUCAAUGGUAGUGCAAUUAAUGUCACACGUACCAAUUCAAAAUUAAAGCCCGUCAAAGAGCGACGACCGACGGCGUUACCCACUGAGGCGCCCAUCGUGGAUGAUGGCGCCCAACGUGAGCAUUCCGAUGAAGAAAUGGAGAAAACGCUGGCUGUUGUUGCUGCUAUGGACGACAAGUCAAAGCUCAGGGUGAAUGUGAAUGGCAUAAUUGAUGAGAGGGGCGACAAUGACACGCUUGUCAACACCUCGUCACCGACUACAUCUACAACAUCGACACCAACAGCACAGACACCAACCACAAAGGCAAAUGUAAAAUUUUUCAUUGGUCAUACACAGGAACUAAAUGCUGAGCAGCACAAUGAUGACACUUUGUCCUGUCACAGCAACGAUGCCAACAACAACAACAGCAGCAACCACAACAAGUUAACAAAUGGCACAUUACCACUGGAUCAACAGGGAUCUGAAUAUGAGCAGCGAUCACCCGCAAAGAGUUACAGCAACGUGUCACUCAAUUAUUUGCGAAGGUCCAAAAACAGCAGCAACAACGGUGGCAACAACACCAGCCAACGACGACGUGUCUCCACCAUGCCCAACAUUAAUAUACCACCGCCUCCGCCGAUGCCCGUCGAGCUGUUGAAGCCCGUGACACCGAUGCAUUUGCGCAAGAAACGAAGUGCGGAACGUCAAAGCGACCGACACAAUGAGCCUCAACAGCAAGAGCAACAGGAGCAACAAACUCCCUCAAUAGACACAAUGCUCCAUGCUCAAAGCAGUCAGGUUGAGUUGGAAGACAGCAAGAAGGGCAGUAGCUCAAUGACGAAGGAGACGACAACGAAACUCCAUCGCGUCGAAGGUGGCCUUAUCUUUGUGAGACCAAAUUUGCCAGUGCAGCAGAAUAUCAAAAUCGAAUUUAAUGCCAAGGAUGAAGACACACGCAAUCUCAUACUCAAUGCCAUCGAACACAACGACUUUCUCAAUAAUCUAAUGGACAAAGAGCGCAAGGAGAUGGUCAUCAAUGCUAUGGCGCCGGCGAGCUACAAGAAGAACAGCUACAUCAUCAACGAGCAUGACGAGGGCUCCGAGAUCUAUGUCUCCGCCGAGGGUUACUAUGAUGUCAUACAAGCUGGCCAGCAUGUGGGCAGCUUUGGACCUGCCACCGUCUUUGGCGAACUAGCAAUACUUUACAAUGCACCCCGCAAAGCCACCAUCAAGGCGGCAACCGAUGCACGGGUUUGGAAGAUUGCGAGAGAAACGUUUCGGGCCAUCAUGCAGAUCUCGGGUUCCAAAGAGCGAGAGGAGAAUUUGCAGUUCCUACGCUCGGCGCCCUUUCUGCAGGAACUGGACGAGAGUCUGCUCAACAAGGUUGUGGAUCUACUGCAACGGAAAUUCUACGAGACUGGCAGCUGCAUUGUACGCGAGGGGGAGGUGGGCAAUGAGUUCUUCAUCAUACGCGGUGGAACGGUGACAAUCAAGAAGAAGGAUGAUGCUGGGCAGGAGCAGGUGGUUGCCAAGCGCAAGCGUGGCGACUAUUUUGGAGAACAGGCCCUGAUGAAUGCGGAUGUGCGACAGGCCAGCGUCUAUGCAAAUGCACCUGGCACAGAGGUGCUCAAGUUGGAGCGAGAAGCCUUCAUAAGUUAUCUGGGCACCAUUAAGCAGCUAAGUGAGAAACCGGACACGAAUGUCAAUUUGAAUGGUCGCUCAAGCAAUAGAAGCGCCGAGUUUGAUAAUGAACACGCACACAUUGCACUCUCGGAUCUGAAAAAAGUGGCGACACUGGGAUCUGGUGCAUUUGGUCGUGUGGAUCUCGUCUCUUAUAGCAAUCAGACAUUUGCGCUAAAGAUCAUUAAAAAGAUCGAAGUGAUCAAGCAGGACCAAAUUGAGCACGUCUACAACGAGAAGAAUGUGAUGAUCAAGUGCCGCAAUUCUCCCUUUAUUGUGCAACUCUAUCGCACAUACCGCAAUGAGAAGUAUGUUUACUUUCUCAUGGAGGCAUGCAUGGGCGGCGAUGUCUGGACUGUGAUGUCGAAGCGACAGCAUUUCGAUGAUAAGACUGCCAAGUUCAUAGCUGGCUGCGUUGUGGAAGCCUUCGACUUUCUGCACUCUCAUCACUUUAUCUACAGGGACUUGAAACCAGAGAACCUGAUGCUCACAAGCGAUGGCUACUGCAAGCUGGUUGACUUUGGCUUUGCCAAGUACGUGCGACCCAAUGAGAAGACAAACACUUUUGCCGGCACACCCGAGUAUGUGGCACCCGAGAUAAUCCUGGAUAGGGGCCACGAUCGGGCCGUUGACUACUGGGCUUUGGGCAUAUUGAUAUUCGAGCUGUUGGUUGGCAAAACGCCCUUCCGCGGCAUCAACCAAAUCAAAAUUUAUCAGAAUAUACUCAGUGGCAUCGAUGUGAUCCACAUGCCCUCGCGAAUACCCAAAUUUGCCCAGCAUCUGAUAAGACAUCUGUGCAAACAGUUGCCCGCCGAGCGACUUGGCUAUCAACGGAAAGGCAUAGCGGAUAUCAAGCGACACAAUUGGUUCGAAAACCUGGACUGGGUGCGACUCAAGCAGAAGCAGCUGCCAUCGCCCAUCAAGAGAUCCCUGAAGAGCUUGACAGAUGUACAAUACUUUAUCCAUUUAGGCGGCGAGAACGAUUACGAGCCACCUGAGGAACUUAGCGGAUGGGACAAGGACUUUUAGUAUUGUGAUUGAGAUAUUGUUGUGUUCUAAGUAAAUGAAAUACUGUAGAGUUCAUUGAGUAGUCGACAAGCGAAUACAUAUGUAUGUCGAAAUAAGUUGUA
Molecule: messenger RNA, 4131 nt
Organism: Drosophila nasuta
Lineage: Eukaryota; Metazoa; Arthropoda; Insecta; Diptera; Drosophilidae
Product: cGMP-dependent protein kinase 1
Exons: 13
Coding region: 920-4030 (1036 amino acids)
Biological process (GO): protein phosphorylation
Molecular function (GO): ATP binding; cGMP-dependent protein kinase activity
Source: RefSeq, a predicted model, not a curated record